CAGGCGUCUUUAUGAGGUCAAGGUCGUCAGGGAGUUACGGUACUUCCUAAUCCUGAAGAAUUUAUUCAUUUCUUGGAAAUGAACCCUACUUUCCAUCUUUUUAAUGCUACAAACACAGUGACAAUACAUACAAUUCUCGACGCCUUUUUAUCGAUACCUUGGAAAGACGAAAUAUGGCUUGUUUCUGUGAUGGUAUUCCACUUAAUCACACCAAUAUGUUUAAUUCCACUUCGCAGUUUCACAAGUUUGCUUCUGUGUGUUCUGUUUUUCUUGCUUGGUACUGUUUGGUGUUCAGAUUGGAUUAAUGAAGUCGCUGCUAAUCAUUGGAACUCAUUUGCUACUGAGCAGUAUUUCGACAGUAGUGGGUACUUCCUGUCGUGCAUUUGGAGCAUACCAGCCAUUCUCAACAGUUUAAUAAUUACUGUUUUGCUUUUCCUACAGGUGAAUACUCUACUUGUACAAUGCAAGCGCCUUCAAGUGGCACAUCAGCAACAUGCGAAGAAAGAUUAAUAUAUAUGCAUCUAUAUUUCAACUUUUUUAUUGGAAGUGAACUGGCUAUUUUUAGAUGUUUUGAUACUUCUUAACGUAUGACAAUAGUUAUUUUCACUGUUAUUUUAAUAUAUUUUCUUAAAAUGUAGAGUUGAAUGUUCGUUUAACAUUAAAAC
Molecule: messenger RNA, 665 nt
Organism: Trichobilharzia szidati
Lineage: Eukaryota; Metazoa; Platyhelminthes; Trematoda; Strigeidida; Schistosomatidae
Source: the annotation of a GenBank genome assembly